AUCAAAGGCGAAGCGGAAUACAAAGAAAACAUGAUGAGAACGAAGAUAACUGAGGGAUAUACCCAGGCCGUUCAAUGCAGCAAUUGUUUUGGAUACGGCCACAGCACCAACACCUGCAGUAGCCGUUCAUUCCAAAGGCAGCAGGUAUCAUCAAUCCAGUGGCAGCCAAAAUAUUGCCAGCAUUGCCAGCGCCCGGGACAUACGAUUCAAAAUUGCUGGUUCAACAAUAACAACUUCAACAGCAACUACAACAACUACAAUAAUUACAAUCAGCCAAGAAAUCAAUGGAUGCAACCAAACCGGGUUCCACAAAACCAAACCCCGGUAAACCAGCUUCAAAAUAUGGGUCGUAAUCCUUCAUAUCAACGCCAAGGAACGGGACAACCACCGGCUUUUCAACAUCCGGCAAACCAACCUUUGGCAAAUCCAACAAAUCAAACCCCGGGAAAUCAACCUCCUAAUAACUGGUACCAAGGCACUGCAAACUGGAGAAGACAACAACCUCCAAUAUGCGCUUAUUGCCAAAACAUUGGCCAUACUAUUGAACAAUGCAGGAAAAAAGCAUAUCAAGAAAAAAUCAAAAAUCAACCACAACAACAAACUACAACUCAAGAACCACAGGCUACAUCGAAGUAAAAGCGCUGGAUACAGAGUCCAUAUUCCACGUCGUGGAGGACCUUCCAAUAGCACACGAUGGAAUACUAGGAACAGAAUUCUUCAAGAAUAGCGGAGCGAACAUUGACUAUGCCAAAU
Messenger RNA from Osmia bicornis bicornis, 753 nucleotides. Its product is annotated as vacuolar protein-sorting-associated protein 36-like. Gene Ontology annotation, molecular function: nucleic acid binding; zinc ion binding. The record is from RefSeq and is a predicted model, not a curated record. The coding region runs from base 31 to 636 and encodes 201 amino acids. Lineage: Eukaryota; Metazoa; Arthropoda; Insecta; Hymenoptera; Megachilidae. The transcript has 2 exons.